Cornus florida is the source of this 737-nucleotide messenger RNA. RefSeq lists its product as uncharacterized. The record is from RefSeq and is a predicted model, not a curated record. The transcript has 2 exons. The coding region runs from base 34 to 477 and encodes 147 amino acids. Lineage: Eukaryota; Viridiplantae; Streptophyta; Magnoliopsida; Cornales; Cornaceae.
UCUCUCUCUCUCCCCAAAACCCUAGAUGUAAGAAUGGCAUCAAGAGAUCUCAUCACAAGCUACUCGAAGCUCCUCUCUCGAAUGGCUGUUCGUUCCCUUCGCACCUUCGCUUAUUCCGACUCCAAUUCCGAAUCAUAUAUUCCAACUAACAAUUCGGAUUCGGACUCGUGCUCCAAACAACUUCCUCACGCUGAAGGUAAGAAAAACAGAGCAUUCAAUCGAUUCCUAAAAGAAGGACCAGCAUAUCCCUGCAAAGAUGAUGAUCAACACUUGAUCAAUCCGCAAAUGAUGAUGAGGAACACUUGCGACAGCCGGCAAUGGUUUAUAAGCUUAGAGCCUGAUGCAGUUAGAGAUGUUGUGAGUAAUACCUUUUUUACUAAUGAAGCUGGUGAUGCAAUCAACGGUGAGGGCCCAGGUAAGUGUGUUUAUGAUGCAUGUUCCCUCAUUUUUCAUAACUUUUCCAUUCGAAUGAUAUAAUUUUGUUACAAGUUAUGUGAUCCAAAAGCUCUAUUUAUAGCUUAUGAGCUUAGAGCCUGAUGCAGUUGUAUAUUUUCAUUGUUUUAACCUCUACUUCUCUGUUCAUUUGCAUUAUCCUCGUAAUAUGGUGCACAAUUUUUUUUUUUUUUUUUUAAUAUUUGUUAUUUGAAAAAAAAAAAAAAAUCCAUUUUGAAUUUGGGUAGGAGCAUCCUAUAGAUUGAUACCCCAUAUUUAAAGAGAUAAAAGGAAAAAGAAAAAUA